AAAGAAGCAGAGUAGAGAGCAUGGGCAUUAGCCAUUAGCGAUAAGGAUAGAAGAGGGCGAAUCGAAAGUGAUAACGCGCGCGCCAACUAGGGCUCCGACACCGCACUUCACCCUAUCACAGUACUCAUACUUCUACAGUUCUAAUUCGAAUCGUAAUCUGUGUAGCGCGUCAAUUGGGAUUGGGAUGUCUUCUGAUAGUGCAAAGGAAAGUGCUUCAGUGGUUGAUUCAUCAGUGACUGAAUGUAGACAUGACAUUGGAAAUUUAGAUGACCCAGGUUGUGAUAAUGUUCGUUCACUUGUCAUUUACAUGUCAUGUGAGUGAAUGAACUUGCAUGGUGGGGAUAAGAAAGGGAAAUAAUUCUUUGACACUCCAAGAGUGGGUGGAAGAUGAGAGCGAUAGGAAGAAAAUUAAGAAGAAGAAGAGAGGUGAAGUAAAAGAUGUGAUAUAAAAUAAAGAGAGAUAGAAAGAAGGGAAAGAUGGAGAAUGGAUAUGAUAGAAAGUGAGUGUGAAAUUAAGAUUUGGGGUAAGAAAUGGAAUGAGAAAAUCAUUAAUUUAAAACCACAGUACAUUCCAUAUAAGAUAAAAUGCGUAUAACAAAAUGACGGACAAAAGAUAGAGGUGAAGUUACAAUUUUCUAAUAAAAAUCAAAUAUGCUUGGUCGUGUGUGUAAAGAGGGGUAAUGCAUCCCACUCCCUUUUACUGUUUAACUCUACUUCCGAAUGUGAAUCACCUUGUCAGUCCAUCAUAUCUCACAGAUCCAAACAUACCCCGAAUUAGCAAAAUUUACUUGCAGUUUCGGUGUGUCCAGAGGAUCACUGACUUCAACGAGAGCUCAAGUUGCAAGUUUAAGGAAGACAUUAAUUCAACUAAAGCAGAGAGAGUGGGACAUUCUCAUGGUCAGAUAGUUCAUCCGACUGAAAUUGGAGUGGAAAAAUUGCACAAUAUAAAAUAUUUUAUCAUUAAGAGUUUGAACUAUCAAAAUCUACGUUUGUCUAUUGAGAAAGGAAUUUGGGCUACACAAAUCAUGAAUGAACCAAUUCUGGAAGAAGCUUUUCAUAAUUCAGGCACUGUAAUCCUUAUAUUUAGUGUCAACAUGAGCGGUUCCUUCCAAGGGUAUGCACAAAUGAUGUCCGCCAUUGGAUGGAGGAGGGACAAUGUUUGGAGUGAGGGGAGUGGUAAAAGUAAUCCUUGGGGUCGCAGUUUUAAGGUCAAAUGGCUGUGUUUGAAUGAUUUGCCUUUCCACAAGACUCUACAUCUCAAGAAUCCAUUGAAUGACUAUAAACCUGUCAAAAUUAGCAGAGAUUGCCAGGAAUUAUCUCCAGAUAUUGGCCUAGCUCUUUGCGAACUCCUUGAUGAUAAGCAUGUUACAGACGGCCUGCUAAGCAGUUCAUCGAGGGAUGAUUUUUCUUUGAAGGAGCAUUAUGCAAAUACGCCAGGUUCAAUGGGAGAUGAAGACUCUAAUUUUCCUCCACUGCAUUUGUCAUGGUCAAUGCCCCUGCCUUAUUCUUCCUUGUUUUAUCAGAAUCAACCUGAAGCAAAUAGAUUUCAUUCAACAAACCAAAGAUUCAGGGGGAAAAUGUUCACUGAAAUAUUGCCUCUCUCUUCGGAGUCAUCACAAGUGUCAUCAGGGAUUAAACGUUCUCAUUUUAGUGAGCGCAUUCCAAAGCUACAAGUGAUCAAGGAUGAGGCUUCUCAAUUUGAUUUUCGGGCUCUGUCUUCAGGAAGCCCUUUAGCUAGUACCCUAACCGAGGAUGAUUUUCUUGACAUGUCCUAUGAAGAAUACCUGGAGGUCCAUAGCAGAUGCAGUAAACAGUUACGCAUCAGUGCAAGUAAACCAUCUCAGAAACAACUGGAAUCGUUGAGAGGUAAUUCGACAGGAACCUAGACAGUGUUGAUAGAGAAAAGAGCAACUCCCGUGGGAAGAUGCAUUAGUCUUUGCCAUGGAUAUUAUAGCUCCUCCAACAUCCUCACAUGGUAACUUUUCGUUUACUAAAUUUUGGACUUGAGUGUUGUCAUCCGUAUGGACGCCCUUUUCCAAAAGCAACUACGUAAUGGAAGUUAAUUGCAAUUUAUCUAAAAUUAGGACUUGAUAUUAUACCUCAUUAAUGUGAUUCAUUUCCAAGGUUAAUUUGAGGCUGAUUUACCAAUUGUACAAAAUUUAGAUUUGUAUUGCCCAAAAUACGCCUUGUGUGUAUAUAAUAUAUAUUUCUCCAGUGCCCUCUGGAAAAUUGUCAGUUAAGAUGCUUAUAUUGGUUUAAUAAGUGAGAAACUCAGAUGUCUU
Molecule: messenger RNA, 2282 nt
Organism: Abrus precatorius (Indian licorice)
Lineage: Eukaryota; Viridiplantae; Streptophyta; Magnoliopsida; Fabales; Fabaceae
Product: YTH domain-containing protein 1
Exons: 9
Coding region: 681-1886 (401 amino acids)
Biological process (GO): regulation of mRNA splicing, via spliceosome; mRNA splicing, via spliceosome
Cellular component (GO): nucleoplasm
Molecular function (GO): N6-methyladenosine-containing RNA reader activity; mRNA binding
Source: RefSeq, a predicted model, not a curated record